Tribolium castaneum (red flour beetle) is the source of this 8185-nucleotide messenger RNA. Its product is annotated as voltage-dependent T-type calcium channel subunit alpha-1G. The record is from RefSeq and is a predicted model, not a curated record. Gene Ontology annotation, molecular function: low voltage-gated calcium channel activity; voltage-gated sodium channel activity. The coding region runs from base 229 to 7134 and encodes 2301 amino acids. Lineage: Eukaryota; Metazoa; Arthropoda; Insecta; Coleoptera; Tenebrionidae. Gene Ontology annotation, biological process: calcium ion import; calcium ion transmembrane transport; membrane depolarization during action potential. Gene Ontology annotation, cellular component: voltage-gated calcium channel complex; voltage-gated sodium channel complex; plasma membrane. The transcript has 23 exons.
ACGCUGUUGCAUCUUUAGUCACCCUCCGACAGCAGCACGUCGCGGCGCGAAUCUCGAAAUCCCGUUGGAGAAAAAAAAUCCCCGUUUUCCCACUGAAAAAAGACGCAGAGUGGCAUUUUCAGGCUGAAGACUUCAGCGAUGGUCGAGGCACAGAGUGGUGCUGCUGAUGGACUUUCAGUGAUAAAAAAGAACGUGAUGUGGUGAUAAAGGCGGAAAAGUGCAAGUAAAAUGCACUAUUAUGCCGGAACUGGUUAUGCCCAUUGCCGGUCUGGAUCCGACUCCGGGCUCCAUCGCAGGAAUUUCCGGAGGGAGCAGGAGCCCUUCGACAGCGGCGAGUCCACGCUUUCGGAACUCGAUGAGUCGGAGUCAGGGUCAGGAUCGGGGAUUGAAGUCGACCCCAAUCUUCCGUACCCUGGAAUAGCGCCGAUUGCUCUAAGAUAUCUGUCACAGACCACGAGGCCCAGGAGUUGGUGUCUGGCACUCAUCUCCAACCCAUGGUUCGAGAGGGUCUCCAUGAUGGUGAUACUGCUCAACUGCGUCACCUUGGGCAUGUACCAACCCUGCAUGGACGACAAGUGCGAAACCAAUAGGUGCAAGAUACUACAGCUUUUCGACGACUUUAUUUUCGCGUUUUUUUCGUUGGAGAUGACCAUCAAGAUGAUCGCGAUGGGUGUGUUCGGUCGUGGCACUUAUCUGGCGGAUUCGUGGAAUCGUCUCGAUUUGUUCAUCGUGUUAACAGGAGCUAUGGAGUACAUCCUUAACGUGGACAACUUGAACCUUUCCGCUGUGAGGACGAUAAGAGUGCUGCGACCCUUGCGAGCAAUCAACAGAAUACCAAGCAUGCGUAUCCUGGUGAUGCUCCUCCUGGACACGCUGCCCAUGCUGGGCAACGUCCUCCUCUUGUGCUUCUUUGUUUUCUUCAUUUUUGGCAUCGUCGGAGUGCAGCUGUGGCAAGGAAUCCUCCGACAGCGCUGCUACAUGAGUCAGAGUUUGAACCGAACUUAUAAUAACACAUUGCCAGAAGUCUCGGAAGAAUACAUAGUGCGCGUGCCUGUUACCGACAUAUCCCGUUUUUACAAACUUCAGCAGGACCAGGAAUACAUUUGCAGCAGACCGGAGCAAUCUGGGAUGCACAUUUGUGGCGCUUUGCCCGAAUAUGUUAACAACUCGCUUACGUGUAACUUAACCAUCGAUCAGAAAUUCUACGAUCCAAAGUACGUCAACAACGACUCGCAAUGCAUUAAUUGGAACCUUUAUUACACCGAGUGUCAGGAGCGCGGGCCGAACCCCUUUCAAGGGACCAUCUCCUUUGAUAACAUAGGCCUGGCUUGGGUGUCAAUAUUUUUGGUGAUAUCCCUGGAAGGCUGGACGGACAUCAUGUACUACGUCCAGGACGCUCACAGCUUCUGGGACUGGAUUUACUUCGUUCUAUUAAUUGUGAUCGGCUCCUUUUUCAUGAUAAACCUCUGCUUGGUCGUAAUCGCGACGCAAUUCUCCGAGACGAAAAAGCGCGAAAUGGAGCGAAUGCGUCUGGAGCGAGCCCGUUUCCAAAGCAGCAGCACUUUGGCGUCGUCCACCAACAACAGUGAGCCCACUAGCUGUUAUGCCGAAAUCGUGAAAUACAUUGCCCAUUUGUGGAGACGCAGCAAAAGACGCCUUUUGAAGAAGAUAAGACUGUUCCGAGUGAGGCGAGAACAACGCCGUGAACGCAAAAUGAUCUCCGGAGAGACCAUAAGACUUAAUUACGCGAAAAGACACCAUCCUAAUUGUCCUCGGCUGAGGCAGAACCUGCCCCAAAGUGGCGGGAGCACGAGAGCGGUCUCGAGGAGGAGUUCAGUGAGUGAGGAAGGGGACGUGGCCAAAAGGCCCAAUUUGCUCAAAGUGCCGUCGGCUUCCAAUCAGGAGAUCGCGACUAAUAAUAAUGAUAGCCCGACAAACUUGUUAUCACCACCUUGCGCCCCCAACAACCGGCGGAGAUCCUCCGUGAUGUUUAGCGACGUGGUCGUGUUACACGGCGACGAAUCCUCGCCCAGUUCCUCCUCCAACAUUGACAAAAAGAACGAAAAAAAUAUAUGCUCAAGUGAAAAAACAACACAAGCCGGCGAUGGUAACAUUUGGCAAAUCUCCUCAGUCCCCAACCAGCAACAAAUCCUCCAAACCCAACAACAGAUCGCCCAAGACUGUUGCGAACUAAUGAACGGAGAGGCAAUGACGUGCCAGGAACUCUUAGCCCUAGGGGCCAUAAAUGCCGCUUUGCCCACCGGCCAGAUAGUCCUCGACACGUUUUUUAGUUCGCUAACGAAGGGCAUUGGGCACAGAAACCGCAACACCGAGGAGUUCUACAUGCAGCAGCUGCCUGAUGAUGAUUUCAGUUGUUGCCAAGACUUGUGGCAUUGCGAAUCGGAGUAUAAGAACGAGAAGCGGUCGAGACUUUACAUUGUGUGCUGUAUGGUCUUGAAGGGGGUUAUCAAGGGGGUGAAAUAUAUCAGGCGGAAGAUCAAGCUUCUCGUGGAGCAUCGGUACUUCCAACAGGGUAUUUUACUGGCGAUUUUGAUCAACACUUUGUCGAUGGGCAUCGAAUAUCACAAUCAGCCGGACUACUUGACCCAUCUAGUCGAGACGAGUAAUGUGAUUUUUUCGGCGAUUUUCGCCGUGGAAAUGCUGCUUAAAAUCAUAGCUGAUGGUCUCUUUGGGUACAUUUCGAACGGGUUUAACGUUUUCGACGGGAUUAUCGUAGUUUUGAGUGGCAUUGAGCUGUUUCAAAAAUUUCUUGGUCAGUCUCACACCGACUCAGGUCUGUCCGUUUUGCGGACGUUUCGCUUAUUGAGGAUAUUAAAACUGGUCAGGUUCAUGCCAAAUUUGCGCCGACAGUUAUUUGUAAUGUUGCGAACGAUGGACAAUGUCGCUGUGUUCUUCUCACUUCUUAUCCUUUUUAUUUUUAUCUUCAGCAUUCUGGGGAUGUACCUUUUUGGCGGUAAGUUUUGCAACUAUAGAGCCGAAGAUGGGAGCAUUAAAGAGUGCACUUGCCACAUGAUCGUCACGAACGACGAGCGAUGCGAGUGCGAUCGCAAGCACUUCAACAAUUUUCUCUGGGCCACGGUCACAGUUUUUCAAAUUUUAACGCAAGAAGACUGGAACGUUGUCUUGUCUAAUGGAAUGGCCAAAACCUCACACUGGGCCGCACUUUACUUCGUCGCUUUGAUGACUUUCGGAAAUUACGUUUUGUUUAAUUUAUUGGUCGCGAUUUUGGUGGAGGGUUUCAGUGCCGAGAGAAACGAACGGAGGGAACGAGAACAAAGAGAAAUGGCCCGAAGAAAAAUGUCCUGUAUGCUGGAAUCCAGCUUUCGGGAGAGUUCCGAAGAGACAAGCAGAUCAGUCUCCAGCUCUAGCGGAAGCUACAUUCAGGUAAAUCCCCCAGUUGUUAUAAAAUCGCAAGUGUUGUUCCAGGAUGCGAAAAAUUGUUGGCGCUCGGCUGAAGAAUUACGAAAAGUGAAGGAUUUCAACGAGCAGAGGUCGUCCAUCGGACUGAUCAACUGCAACUGUCGGGAGAAACUAAUCGAGAAAGACUGCGGGUACAUUGACAUGGAACCCAAAUGCAACAUCCAGAAGGAAUCAAUGCUGAAGCAGCCCUCAAGACAGACGUCCCCGCCCAUCAUCACGCACACGGCGGCCACCCCUCAGGACUCCCCCAGCACCACUUUGGACGACUUCCCCGAGUUUCGCUACAACGUGACGACGGUGACCGCCGACUGUCCUUCAGGGAGCGACAGCAGUCCUGGGGGCGUUUCGACCGAAUCCACACAAAAGACAUCAAGUUUGAGUUUACUGAAACCGCCGUCGUUGUCGCCGCCCCCGCUCACCUUCCGGCAGUUCGAGCGGCCGCUGGAGGACGACCAGCCGCCGCCACCGAGCGGGAAAAUCGUGAUACAUAACGAGAAAAUCGGCUCGAAGAUUAUGGCGUUUUCCGAGAAGGUUCCACUGCCAAAGGAACCCAAAAUACAGAGGAAAUGUUCGUGGAAAUUGACCAAUCGGCCCAGUUUGAGGCGCAAGAAGAACAGGAGUGGCUCGGAUUCGGAAGAUGUGCCUUUGAAUAACGGGAGGGAUCACUCGCAGUGCAAUGGGGGCGGUGUUAGCAGACAAGCCAGUUUGCGCAACGACUCGCUUUUGCAAUCAUCCAUUCGCAUCCAAAACGACACCCAACGAGACGCUCCCAACAACCGGAGUCCGCAAAAUUCCAUUAGAUGUAGAUCAAACACUUACAGCUCAGCCUCACAAGCCACCACCGCACCCACCUUAACACGUCACAAUUCCCUAGUCACAUCGACCAUAACCCAGUCGAAAAUUAACACACAGAUCAACAAAUGUACCAGUCCGACUCUGUCGAGAAAAUCCAGCCAGAACGAACCCAAAUCAGUCAACAGUCUCAACGACAAAACCUUGCCUGAACGCACCCUCCCUAAGAUCAAGAUGGAAGACUGCAUUCCCACUGAAGAGCCCGAAAGGACCAGCGGGAUCAAGAAACUGAUCAGGAUUUGCGAACCCACGGGGUGUCUCAAGGAGCGCGAAGACUUCUCCUUGUACAUUUUCCCGCACGAGAACAGGUUCCGCCAAUGGUGCUACUGGUUCGUGAACCAAAAAUGGUUCGACAACGCAAUUCUACUCUUCAUUGCCAUGAACUGCAUAACCCUGGCCAUGGAACGCCCCAACAUUCCGCCCGACAGCAACGAGCGUUUUUUUCUCUCAACGUGCAACUACAUCUUCACCGUGGUUUUCACAAUCGAAAUGUUCGUCAAAGUCGUGGCCUCAGGCAUGUGCUACGGCCCCAACGCCUACUUCACCUCCGGCUGGAACAUCAUGGACGGUUCCCUGGUCAUAAUCUCCAUAGUGGACCUCCUCAUGUCCCUAAUCCGCUCAAACAGCCCCCGCAUUUUCGGUAUUUUGCGCGUGUUCCGCCUUUUGCGCUCGCUGCGCCCUUUGAGGGUCAUAAACAGGGCCCCAGGACUCAAACUCGUGGUGCAAACGUUGCUCUCGUCGCUCAGACCCAUCGGGAAUAUCGUGCUGAUUUGUUGCACUUUCUUCAUAAUUUUCGGGAUUCUGGGCGUGCAGUUGUUCAAAGGGUCGUUCUACCAUUGCAUUGGGGAGAAUUUGACUGGGAUUGUGACUCGGAAUGAUUGUGACAGUCGGAGGUACCAAUGGGAGAACCAGAAGUACAAUUUCGAUGAUUUGGGGCAAGCGCUGAUGUCGCUGUUUGUGCUGAGUUCGCGGGAUGGGUGGGUUAAUAUCAUGUACAAUGGGCUGGAUGCUGUGGGGCUUGACCAGCAACCCAUUGUGAAUUACUCCGAGUGGAGGUUGUUGUACUUCAUCUCGUUUAUUCUCCUAGUUGGGUUUUUUGUGCUCAAUAUGUUUGUGGGGGUGGUUGUGGAGAAUUUUCACCGGUGUCGCGAGGAGCAGGAGAAGGAGGAGCGGGUGAGAAGGGCGGCCAAAAGGGCACUACAGCUGGAAAAGAGGAGGCGUAAAAUGAACGAACCUCCCUACUACAUAAAUUACGCCCCUUGGAGGCUUUUUAUACACAACGUGGUGACUUCAAAAUACUUUGAUUUGGCAAUUGCUGCAGUCAUUGGGCUAAAUGUCGUAACAAUGGCCACCGAAAGCUACAAAAUGCCCAACAUCCUCAGCUAUGUGUUGAAAAUCUUCAAUUAUUUCUUCACAGCGGUGUUUAUCCUCGAAAGCACCAUGAAGAUUAUAGCUUUGGGCUUUGUCCUCUAUAUUAAGGACAAAUGGAACAUUUUGGACGUGGUCAUUGUUAUUCUAUCAGUGGUUGGGAUCGUGUUAGAAGAGUUGAAAUCGAACAUAAUCCCGAUCAAUCCCACUGUUUUGCGAGUGAUGCGAGUGAUGCGAAUCGCUCGCGUUUUGAAGCUGCUCAAGAUGGCUAAGGGCAUUAGGGCGCUUUUGGACACCGUCAUGCAAGCGCUUCCCCAAGUGGGCAAUUUAGGUCUCCUAUUUUUUCUGCUUUUUUUCAUUUUUGCCGCACUUGGGGUCGAGCUGUUCGGACGGUUGGACUGCAAGAAGAACAACUGUCAAGGUCUUGGAGAACACGCCCAUUUCGAAAACUUCGGCAUGGCCUUCCUGACCCUGUUCCGUGUCGCCACUGGUGAUAACUGGAACGGCAUAAUGAAGGACACCCUCAGUGACGAAAAAUGCGACAAAUCGGCCGAAUGCGUGACCAAUUGUUGCGUUUCCAAAAUAAUUGCUCCAAUUUUCUUCGUAAUUUUCGUACUAAUGGCCCAGUUCGUACUAGUGAACGUCGUGGUUGCGGUCUUGAUGAAACAUCUGGAGGAGAGCCACAAGCACCUGGAGGACGAGCAGGACUUGGACAACCAGAUCGAGCGCGAGUUCCAGGAGAAACAGGAGAUGGAGGAGAAGCGGGAGUUGUGUUUGGCCCUCCAAAUGGACCAGGAGUGCCAACGGCAGCACAAACCGCUCACGAAAGUGCUCUCACUGCCAUCGAACUUCACGUACAAUCCUCCAGGGAGUAAAGCAACGCUAGAGCGGAAACCGUCGUUUACCCAGACCAGGAGGCAAACCCUGCACAGCCACCAGCCCAUCACGCUGCUCAAUAUGGACGACAUCCGGAACAUUGACGAGUCGCUUUCGGACAUUUACAGCAUCCAGGAGGUGGAGAAGAACCACCACGGCAGACAAGCGAAUUUCGACGAGAUUAUUUCGCUGAAUCAGAGCGAGUUGUUGCGGGUUCCCAAGACGGAAGAACGGUUCCCGUUGAAGAGAAUCAACGAAACGAACGAAAACAAUCGAUUGGUACUUCCGGUCGACCCCAAACCCAAGUUCUACGGAAGUACCAAGCACCUUUUCACGAAACAAUUAUCGAUGGAGAUAACUGAAGAAACCCCCUUUCUGCAAGUGCCAAGCCAAGUCGAAGCGAACAAACCCGAAGACAAGGAAUUGAAGCUACCGAAGCACGACAGCCAGGAAAGCGUCCAGAGAAUCAUCACCGAGCGCCGAAAGCUGGACGAGAAUCUGAAAGAGUUCAACGAGUACGACAUUUUCGAUGUGACUCACAGUAGUGAAGAGAACCUAGUGGACGAACAACGAGAAAAAACUGAGAAUCAGUGUUAGUUUUUUGAUAAUUCGUGUGAUUCUUCCCUAGUUACCUAUUUUUAUAUCUGUAAAUAGCGCAUGUGUAAAAAGUCGGUUUUCUAGCCUAUGGUUUUAUUUUUACAUAUCUGUAGUCAAUGUUUUAGAGUUUUGUACACUUGUUGAAACGUCGUGUUAGGAAUUUAAAAAUAAUCAAACUAAAAAUGUCACAAAUUCGGCAGAAAGUCUCAUUUCUAGCGACUCCAAUAUCAGACAUACAAUAUACAGGGUCUUUGCAAGAUACUUAGUGGUGCUUACGAAUCAUUAGGAUUAGUUCUCGGGUGGUUCAUUUCGUUGACACCCUGUAUUAUUUCAACGCCACCCGAUUUGUGUUAGUUAAAGCGGGCGGCCAUCUUGCCGUCGACUCAAAAUGGCCGCUGGCACUAAUCGAGCAACUAAACGACUAGAGUAAAACAGUAAACUAUUAGAUAGAUUAAAAGUAGAGUAAAUUACUCUCUAUUAAAUCGGGCAUGUAAUUAGUUUCGAUGUUAAAUACAUACUCACAAACAGCACUGAAACUUCCGGUGAGUGGUGAUUAUUGUAACAAAGCCAUAGAAAAAUCAAAAUCUGAUGCUUAAACUAGUCAAUUGCGUGUCAUAGUUUCUAUGGGCAAUAAUUUGUGGGAAACAACUCUAAAUCGACAAUCUCAACUUCGCCUUCCAGGAGCUUCUGAUAAAAAAACUCAACUUAAAACAAUGUAAUUAAAAGGAAAAACAUAGUUCGUGUGAUGUUAUUUUUUUGUUACGCGUUUUUUUAUCGAGCCAAGCGUUGGUGUCGGUUUUUCUAGUUACAAGUUUGGGGCAGUCUGUGAUAUUUUUGGUCCCCCUUUUAGAUUAGAAUUUUAAAAGUCUGGAAAAUUCGCUCAAACUCCACAAGCUUCAACGAAUUUUCCCUCUCGUAGGUGCUUUCCUUAGAUCAUUUCUCUAUCCGUGCCUUUCUGUCUAUAGCAGAACUGUUCUUUGUUUCUUUAACCGAAACUCAUGUAAAUUAUUGUAUUUAGUAACUUUAAACUGAAAAUAAAACAUUAAAACGA